Messenger RNA from Odontomachus brunneus, 3662 nucleotides. Its product is annotated as scoloptoxin SSD14-like. Gene Ontology annotation, cellular component: plasma membrane. The record is from RefSeq and is a predicted model, not a curated record. Bases 52 to 1917 code for a protein of 621 amino acids. Gene Ontology annotation, biological process: glutathione catabolic process. The transcript is spliced from 12 exons. Gene Ontology annotation, molecular function: glutathione gamma-glutamate hydrolase. Lineage: Eukaryota; Metazoa; Arthropoda; Insecta; Hymenoptera; Formicidae.
UCAAGCUGUUCGCUCUGUCACCGCUCAGUGUGUCACGUCCUUCUAUACAACAUGAUCGGCCGCUCGCAGCACGUCUCUUGGAGGUAUUCGCAUAACCGGAUUUUAAUCCCACUCGCAGUAUCGAUGGAGAAUCGAAUGUAUGCCUAUGAAAAUCUUAACACUCAGGCCCCGAGUGACCGAGCAAGAGUGAGAAAAAAAUUCGUUUUAUUGGGAGUGAGCGCGGCCACGUUUCUGGGCAUUCUUAUAGCUAUCGUGGUGGUCCUUGUCACGCGCACUUCGGGAAUCAAGUGCGGCCCAAAGUUCAUCAGUUCCUCGAAACUCGGCCAUUACAAGAAGAGCGCUGUAACGACAAAUGGUCAAGAAUGUGCGGCAAUCGGCGCCAAUAUCUUAGCUAAGAAUGGUUCGGCAGUGGACGCGGCUAUAGCGGCGCUCCUCUGCGAAGGCAUCGCGUCUUUACACAGCAUGGGCUUGGGUGGUGGAUUUCUCAUGACGAUAUGGGACGCGAAGACCCAGAAGGCGGACUUUUUGGACGCAAGGGAGACCGCACCGUUAGCUGCGACGGAAGACAUGUACGACGGCAAUGCCGACUUAGCUACAUAUGGUGGUUUGGCGGUCGCGGUGCCUGGUGAGCUCAUGGGUUAUUGGGAGGCACAUCAGAAGUACGGGAAUUUGAAUUGGGCUGAGUUAUUCGAUCCCGCGAUUGAAUUAUGCCUGAAGGGAUCGAUCGUGAACGAUUAUCUCGCCGCUUAUCUGCGCGAAAAGGGGCCUAUGAUAAAAAAGGAAAGCACUUUGGCAGAAAUACUCAUAGAUCCUGCCACUAAUGAACCGUGGAUCGCAGGAGACAGAAUAAAACGACCAAAAUUGGCGAAGACACUGACACAGUUAGCCAUUCAUGGUCCUAAUAUAUUUUACAACGGCUUCAUGACUGACGAGUUGGUGAAGGAAAUAACGAGAUUUAAAGGGAUAAUCACGAAACAGGAUUUCCAGACGUACAGGGUCAAAUGGAGGCAACCGAUCGUGCUGAAAGUAGCAAACAUGACGAUUUACAGCGCCCCGCCGCCAGGUUCGGGUGCGAUUUUAACGUUCAUAAUAAACGUCCUGCACCGGUUGAUACCGGUAAAUAAUGAGCACAUAAUGUGGCAGCGUAUGGUGGAGACAUUCAAAUGGGCUUAUGCAAGAAGAACCGAGCUGGGAGAUCCUGAAUUUGUCGAUGACAUAAGCGCGGUGGUAGCCAACUUGACGUCCAACGAUUACGCGGAUAUGAUACGGGAAAGGAUAAGGGACGACUCCACGAGUCAGGAUCCGAGGGAAUACGGCGCCAUCACCGAAGGAAUAGAAGACUCAGGGACUGCUCAUGUCUCCGUCCUCGCUCCAGACGGCUCCGCCGUUUCCGUCACGUCGACCAUUAAUCAAGUGCUCGGCGCGAUGAUACGCUCGAACUCCACCGGUAUAAUAUUUAACGACGAGAUGGACGACUUCAGUUCGCCCAACAUAACCAACGGCUUCGGACUCCCGCCGUCACCGGCGAACUUCAUCCGACCUGGCAAACGGCCACUGAGCUCGAUGUGCCCAUCUGUGGUGCUCGACGCGAAAAACAACGUGAGAUUAGUGAUAGGUGCGGCGGGCGGCACGAAAAUCACAAGUGGCGUUGCGAUUGGAAUGAUUUUGAAUCUUUUCAAUGGCUACAAUAUAAAGGAGGCAAUUGACGCGCACCGACUUCAUCAUCAAUUGUUACCAAUGAACGUGCAGAACGAGCACGAUUUCUGCGAAUCUACGUUGAGUUAUUUGAGGAAAAUCGGACACAACGUCACCACCUUCAGUGGGAUUGGCAGCGCGAUCACGGGUAUAUCCAAAGAAAAAGGAUAUAUAACCGCGAACUCGGACUAUCGCCGACAAGGAAGGACGGCAGGAUUCUAGAAAUGACGUUCCUUACGUUCUACGCGGUCGACCUUGUAACGCUGGGAAUUUUUCUGCACUAUCGCAAUUCUUCACGACGAGUAAACUACUGUUGCCAGUGAUUUCGAGCCCCCUUACGUCUACGCCCGCUCUCUGUGGCAUAGAAUCUCUAUCGUCAUGUGCGUCGUUCCGAGAAAAAGAAAGAAAUAGUGCAGAGCAAUGCAUAAGGUGCUUAUCGAAGUUGCAAAGUCAUCCACGUAGGAAAUGCGCGAUAUUAGACAAUUUUUAUACGUAAAUAUCGAAUUUGACUUCUAAUUUUAUGAUUAUUUCAAAGUGAUACAUACAUUUACAUAUAUAUAUAUAUUUGUCAAAGCGAAUUGUUCGAGUCUAAUUGCUGUAACGUGUGUCACACUGACUCGAAAUACCCAUAAUUAUUUAUCUCUUUGUUUUAUUGUUGACCCGCGACACGCGAUAAUACGAUAAUAUCGAUAAACGCAAGGAUAGUGUAAUUAGUUUGCGUAUGUGUUUCCCGUUUGGCUGUAAAUACUUAACACAGUUGCGACAGACCGCAAGUGCAUGCAUGCAUUCGUAUUGUUAUCGUUUCACGGAUCAUCACAUUUAUAUAUUUCACAAUAUAUUUUUUUUUUUUAAAUAUGGAUCAUAUCUCCGCGAGCACAAGUACAAAUUAACACUUAUCAUCUCUGGAUUCUUCGCGAGCAGUAUUUUCCUAGAGCAAAAAUAUAACAGAACAAUCGUAUAUACCAAUAGUCAGUAAUGUAGGAUCCUAUCUUGGAUAAUGUACAGACACUUAGCUGUUCGUAGAUCCUACGAGUAGAGUAAAGGCACCAAAAGCGACAUAUCACUUUGUUUUUGAAGGUUAUGCUUAAUGUGAAGCUCAAAAUAUAAAUAUAAAAUAGAGUUCAAAGAAAAUGGGUGCCAAAAACGACAUAUUGGAAGUUAUAUAACAUGUUGCAUAUAUGAUAAUAUUUGAUAAUAAAUAGUUUGUUAAUGCGUUUAAUGGUUGAAUAAUAUUCAUUUUAUUUAAAAGCAAUAUUUAUUUUAGUGUUCACUGAUAUAUAUAAUUACAAAUAAUUAUUGAAAAUAAUUUACAUUUAUAUUAUUGCAGCAGAGUAAGUUCAUAUACAACACAUGUCACUUCACAAUGUGAGGUUAGAAUUAGAUUAUGUUAGUCACAGACUAUCGUAGCUAUCGCAUUCUAUAGGUAUGUCACUUUAAAACAUUCUCAUAAAAUUUUUCAAGUUACACAGUAAAAAAGUGAUAAAGAUUAAAAUAUUCAAAAAAUAUUUGUACAAAAGCUAAAUGCAUCUAGAAGAACUUAAUGUUGAACAAAAAGAUAAUUAUCGAUGUUUAGUUUACGUAAUUCGGCAAUAAAAAUCAUAGAAAUAAAACUUGCGAAUUUCUAAAACUCAAUAUUUGCUAAUUUAGCAUAUAAAAGAACAAGAAAUAUACCAAGUAUGACUUUUUUAUGACUUCACUGGUAAAACGAAUUACGUUUAUAAUAGUUUCGAUAAAAUACAACAUUUCAUAUAUGAGAUAUAGAGGUGUGUCGUUUUAGGAGGCCUAUGUCGCUUUUGGCUACUUUCCUCUAACCUAGUAGAUCCUAGGUAACGAAAGUGAAAUAAGUAUUGCGUGUAACCGCGCUAGACAAUACCGUGCAAUAUUGUCAUAUGUGAUAUACGCUCUUGUGUAAUAAAAGAUAAAACCGAUUAUUGUUACGUUUGAAUAAAUAUUGAUAUUUAAAUAUA